AUGCGUGCCAGAAGCGGUUCGGGAGUUCGUUUGGAUCGUUUGAUGCACCUCGUUGAGGAAACCAUCAUAAAGAAUCAAAAUCCCGUCACCGGUCUUUUCGCAAACAAUAAUCACGAUUUUCCUGACCAUGCUUGGGUUAGAGAUAAUGUUUAUGCUGCACAUGCCGUAUGGGGUAUGUAUAGAGCUUACCAGAAAAGUGCAGAUAUUGAUGAAGAUCUCGCUAAGGCAAAUGUUCUUGGCCUUACUUGUGUCAAAAUAAUGCAGUCACUGUUAGAAUGUAUGAUGAGGCAAGCAGAUAAAGUUGAACAGUUCAAACUCCAUCAGAGGAAGGGAGAUGCAUUACAUGCCAAAUAUUCUGUAUCAACUAAAAAUUGCGUUGCUGGUGACUAUGCUUGGGGUCACUUACAGAUUGAUGCGACAUCACUUUUCUUGUUGACACUUGCCCAGAUGACUGCGUCUGGCCUUCAGAUAAUCCGGAACUUUGACGAAGUUAGUUUCGUCCAAAAUCUUAUAUACUACAUAGAAACGGGUUACAGAACUCCGGAUUAUGGUAUCUGGGAAAGAGGUGAUAAAACAAACCAGGGUAUUCGAGAAUUGAAUGCCAGCAGUGUUGGAAUGGCCAAAGCUGCUCUGCAGGCUAUCAGUGAUGUUGGAGACUUGUUUGGCGAUGGUUCUAAAGCAUCUGUAAUUCACGUUCUUCCGGAUCAAAUUCAACAGUGUUCAGCAGUCCUCACAUCUAUGCUUCCUAGGGAGUCAUUUUCUAAGGAAACUGAUUCCGCUUUGCUUGGUAUUAUAUCAUAUCCUGCAUUUGCUGUAGAAGACCAGUCUUUGAUACAGGUGACUCGGGAUACUAUUGUUGAUACAUUAUUGGGCAGAUACGGUUGCAGGCGUUUUUUGCGAGACGGGUACAAGACUCCACUUGAGGAUCCUUCUCGAUUAUAUUACGAUAAUUCUGAACUGCAACAGUUCGAAGAUGUUGAAUGUGAAUGGCCGCUAUUUUUGUGUUACCUCUUGUUAGAUGCUAUGUUUGCUCGUGAUGGUGAGAUGGUUGAACAUUACUGGAACAUUCUGGACAGAGCAAUUGUUGUAAAAGAUGGUUGUCGGCUUGUACCAGAAUUGUAUGCUGUUCCAUUUGAUGGCGUUGCUGCUGAGAAAAGGCAAAGAGGUACGCAGGAAAGGCACAUUGCAGGGACAACACCGUAUUUGUGGGCGCAGUCACUUUACAUACUUUGUUGUUUGUUGUACGAGGGUUUUUUAAAUCCUGCUGAAUUGGACCCUUUAAGUCGACGCCUUUCAGCAUAUGAAAAACGACCUCCAUGUGAGGUGCAAGUGUCGAUUUUGGCUGAGGAUGAAGAAGUGCAAAAGGAGUUACUGUCACAUGAAAUUAGUGUUCAGCAAAUAGCCGAAUUAGAUGAAGUCUUCAGCAUUCAGCCCGCUUCCGUAUUUGCCAAAAUACUUUCACGGGUUGGUCAAUCAAAGAAACUUCAUUUGACUGGGCGUCCGUCAGAUAUAGAUGUUGGUGUUCUAAGUACUAGUCGUCUUUACCAAAUAGGACAAAGAUUUUUUAUUUUCACUCCACAGUUUAUGGACAGACACAGAUCUCACCUUAUGUAUGAUAUUAGAAUCUUGAUGGAUGAAUGGAGUUCUGAGUUGCAGUAUAUCUAUAGCUCAUGGAACUCCACUAGUGUUUCCGGAAGGCCUCUAGUCGUUUUAGUAGUGGCCAAAAAUAUGCUGGAAGGUGACUCUGGUGACAAAAGUGCUUUCCUCAACUCACAUAUGAUGGCUACGGUUGUUGGAACUAUAAAAAAAAUUUCGUCAGGUUAUUUAGGGGGUGCCAGAGUAGUGAUGAAGAACGUUUCUCAGUUUUUCCGUACAACUGCGGUUAACAAACUAGAAUUUGGUGAAGCACACAUUGAAGAGGUGUUGAAUGAAGUUGGCGCUAGUGGAAUGAUUCACCGUAGUCUUCGUACUGCAGAAGUUAGUAGUACAGAAGGACCGUUUUCCCCACCUCGGGUGCAACGCUCACAGUCAAUUAAAAAUCGACAACUGCAAUUUGAAACUGUUCACAAAACAUCUCUUAGGCAUCGAAGUAUUAUCCUGGACAGUGAUGAUGUCGAUCUGGUCUCACUUCGUUUACCUUAUGCCAACAUUCAAGAGCGUAGUCAUUUAUCCUCUGCACAAAAACUUCGGGCUGCUACAACGCGUCUUCUUUCCCCUGUUCGAGAAAAGCAUCGAAGUCCUAAACUUGAAAAUGGUGGUAGAAUGGUGGUAAAUAGUAAUUCUGUACCUACUGUCACUUCUGCUUCGUCUCUGAUAAAUAUUUCCGCUGAGUCUGAUAAAAGGCUAGUUACGGCACAAAUGGAUGAGAUGUCAACACUUAGUGUAGUCGAUAUGUUGCACGAAACUGAUAUUUUGGAAGAACAGGCAUCAAUUGUGCACUAUUUGUGGAUGAAAAAAGGUCCUGAAUAUGAUACCAAAUUGAACGGCAUUGAAGGCUCAACAGUACGAGCUCUUACAGAAGAAGUUUAUGCGAUGGCUUGUGAGAAACGCGAAUGGGCUUUGGUUCGGUUGACAUCUGGGCUGCUGAAAAGGCAGUUAGAUGAACUAGCUAUGUCUGUCACUCACUUGUUAGUUCGACAAAAGCAAAUUACUAUUGGCAUGCCAUCAAAAAAGGAAGAAGCGGUAACCUGCCCAAAAACAAGGGAAGAGUUAGCUAAUAUCUUAAAUCGUGCAUAUGGUGGAGACCCAAAUUCUUUUACGUUGUCGCAGGAGAUUAUUGUGUGUCUAGGCACGUUAGUUCGAACUGAGCCACGGCUUUUUGUGGAAAUGUUUAGACUUCGAGUUGGAUUAAUUAUCCAAGUGCGUUGUUCGGUUUUGGCUAGUGAACUUGCCAGGCUUCGAAGUUUGAGUGCCGCCGAUGCUACACAGAAAUUAUUGACUUUAUCACCUUUUGAAGUUAAAAGUAUGCUUUUCGCUUUACUUAGUGGUAGAUUGCUGGAAGAUGUCAAUGAAGAUGCAGAAAGUGGAGCAAAAGAACAGAGGACUGGUAUGGGUUCAAUACGGAAGCAGAUUGAAGAAAAGAGAGUAAGUUCACGGUCGGGAUCAGUUGUGAGGGCAUCUUGGAGGAAAUCUAUGCAUGAAAUGCAGAAAGAAAGUGGGCUACCACCAGAAACCUUUGAGGAGGAGGAGGAUAUAGAAGAGACUGAUGAUUUCCAAUUCGGUGUUUGGUUGAGGCAUCGUCGUAUUGAUGGAGCUUUAAAUAGAGUCCCACGUGACUUUUACGCGACACUUUGGGAUACAGUCAGAAGGUUCCCACGCGGCCUAUCCAUUAAUCGAAUAGUACUUCCAUGGGGCGUUACGCAAGAGAUGACUCGAAGGGAAAUAAAAUUUGCAUUACAAGUUGAACAAGUGCUGAACCAGAUCGCCGAACCUGAAUAUCGCGAAAUGAUUGUUGAAGCACUCGCUUUAAUUAGCAAGAUUGAUUUACUAGUAAAAACGGAUCGUCCAAACAUACCUAAAGACAAACCUUUUGAAGUUGAUUCUGUGGUACACCUAGCCAAUAAAGUCUUUGUGGAACACAAUAGGCAAAUGGGAACGAUUGUCAUGGAGUGCUGCGCGAGCGGUAGACGCUGUGAAGGAGCCCAAGGUGUCUGUAAGCAUUUUUACGAUUCAGCUCCAGCAGGUGAGUAUGGUACCGCACAUUAUCUUAUCAAGGCUUUAAUGGAAAUAUUUGGGCCACACGAAUGA
Molecule: messenger RNA, 3747 nt
Organism: Enterobius vermicularis (human pinworm)
Lineage: Eukaryota; Metazoa; Nematoda; Chromadorea; Rhabditida; Oxyuridae
Source: the annotation of a GenBank genome assembly